This is a messenger RNA of Manduca sexta (tobacco hornworm), 1138 nucleotides long. Its product is annotated as protein obstructor-E. Gene Ontology annotation, molecular function: chitin binding. Gene Ontology annotation, cellular component: extracellular region. The transcript has 6 exons. The record is from RefSeq and is a predicted model, not a curated record. Lineage: Eukaryota; Metazoa; Arthropoda; Insecta; Lepidoptera; Sphingidae. Bases 78 to 845 code for a protein of 255 amino acids.
CUCCCCGGUUCUUGCAGAGCCAUUCAUUGUCCGAGUGAAGACUGUGCGAACGUGUUAGUAACCACAGGCCAGUCGAGAUGGAAAGGAUUUUUUUGAUUUUGGCGUGCGCGUGCGCCGUUGCUUUUGCACAGUAUUCAGGACCCGGAGUUUGUAAGGAAUUGAAUGAACGCCACCCAGUAUCUGGUAGCUGCGACAGAUACAUAGAAUGCAUUAACGGAACAGCCGAAGAGAAACUGUGCCCCGACGGCCUCCGCUUCAAUCCCAAUGUGAACUUCGACGUGUAUCCCUGCCAAUACCCUAACGAGGUGGCGUGUCUCGAACGAUCCGCGUUACAACCUCCCCAGCCUACAGCGGAUUGUCCUCAUCAAUUCGGCUACUUCAAAAUCGGUGACGCUCGCAACUGCAGCGGGUUCAGGACUUGUGUGAACGGCGUAGGUUAUGACUUCGUGUGUCCCGACGGUUUAGCUUUCAGUUCAGAGACCUACCGCUGUGAAUGGCCCGAUGAAGUUGCCGACUGCGACGCUGAAGCUUUCGUCGGAUUCCGAUGCCCCGAGGUUCCCAUAUCAAAGGAGCUUGGCCCACCCGCCGGCUUCCGAUUCUACGGGUCAGACAACGACUGCCAGAAAUACUUCCUUUGCAUCGACGGUCGCCCACGAGUGUUGUCCUGCGGCGGAGAAUCCGGUUUCGAUGAACUGACCUCAUCAUGCGUGUCUGCUGAUGAAGUACCUACCUGCCCACCCGAACUCAAGGCUGCUGCUGCCAAUACCAAGGAACUACAAAAACAAUAUUUAGCUAAAGAACUCGAAUUCAACGCGCUACAAGCUAAGAGGAAAGCGUUAGCUUAAGAUUCAUCCUGUACUUUACUGUUUUCGGAUAGUAAUGUGUUAAUAUCUUAGUACCUAGUCUAAUAAACAAUAAAUGUCUAGUCUAAAUUGAGUUACCGUUAACAAAUCUGUAAGUAAAUUACAUUAAGUUGGUGAUGUUCGGAUUUGACUAAACAUGUUUUUUUCUAUUCCUGCUGAAUAAUAACAUUUCUUGUUCAGUAACUGUUUAUGCCGUAACAAAUUGUAAAUUGAUUUAGUACAUAUAUGCAUUUUUUUUGUGGUAAAAUUAUUCAUUAAUAGAAACAGGUUUUUAU